AUGAAGAAAACUAUUAUUGUUUCAUCACCAGGGAAAUUGAUUAUCGGUGGUGAACAUGCCGUCGUUUAUGGUCGUCGAGCUUUAGUUACAAGUAUUGAUCUGCGUUUAUACAUGCAGUUAACUGAAGAAGAAAAUGAAUCUAAUGAACAAUUAAUGAAUAUACAAUUUCAUGAUACAAAUCAAAAUUAUUCAAUUAAUUUAUUAGAUUCCAAUGAAUCAUAUCCACUUGAAAUUCAAGCUAUAUUCUUUAUCUAUAACCAUUUUAAAUCAUUUUUAUCAGAGAAAAAACAAUUAAAUAUACAAGUUCAUAGUAAUAUUCCAAUUGGUGCUGGACUUGGUUCAAGUGCCGCAUAUAGUGUUUGUCUUGUUGGUUGUUUUUAUUUACUUUGUCAUAAAACAUUAAAUCAAGAUGAUAUUAAUCAAUUAGCAUAUCAAGUUGAAUGUCUUUUUCAUGGUACACCAUCUGGUAUUGAUAAUACUAUAAGUACCUAUGGUCAAUCACUUGUCUAUAGUCGAACAUUAAAAAAACAUCUCAAUUUUCAAUUAUCAAAUUUAGCUAUUCUUGAUACAGGUAUACCAAAAUCAACAAAACGUAUGGUUAGUUUAGUACGUACAUUUAUUGAAAAUAAUCCACAUGAAGGUGAACAAAUUUUAAAUGAUAUUGAACUUUGUGUUGAUAAUAUGAUUGAACAUCCUGAUGAAAUUAAUCAACUUUUUCAACGUAAUCAACAAUUACUUAAAUGUAUAGGUGUAUCAAUACCAGAAAUUGAUAAUAUUAUUGAAACCUUAUUAAAAAAAAAUAUAUCAACAAAAAUUACUGGUGCUGGUGGUGGUGGUUGUCUUAUUGCAUUAACUCAUUCGUUUACAAAAGAAGAAAUUUUAGAUUCAUUAAAAGAUCAUUCUAUUAAAUCAGUACAAUUUGUUCAAUGUGGAGUUGAAGGUUUAAAAGAAGAACAAACAUUUUUUUCAUAA
Messenger RNA from Adineta steineri, 972 nucleotides. Lineage: Eukaryota; Metazoa; Rotifera; Eurotatoria; Adinetida; Adinetidae. The record is from the annotation of a GenBank genome assembly.